Molecule: messenger RNA, 1893 nt
Organism: Chelonia mydas (Green sea turtle)
Lineage: Eukaryota; Metazoa; Chordata; Testudines; Cheloniidae
Gene: LRRC25
Product: leucine rich repeat containing 25
Exons: 3
Coding region: 150-1082 (310 amino acids)
Molecular function (GO): protein binding
Source: RefSeq, a predicted model, not a curated record
CUACACCACAGAGCGUCCCUCCCCCACGCUGUGACAGCCUCGAGCCAGCAAGAGAGGAACUGCCUGUUUCUCCUCUGUCCAGCCGCCGCGUCGCACAGGCAGGGGAGCAGACGCAGCGGAGGGCGGGAGGCAGGCGACAGCUCAGGAAGAUGCUGGCACUCCUGGCAGCCCUGCUCCUCCUGCGCAGUGCGCCGUCCGGCUGGGCGCAUUGCUUGGGGUCUCCAAAUUCAAGCUCCUACAAGGUCCUGGGCCAGCUGGAAUUCAGUAACACUUCGCCAUGCCUGAACCUCAGCAACCGUGGCAUCAGGGAAAUCAAUGGCUCCGCCCGGCUGGGGGGGUCGGUCAAGAUGCUGAAUCUGUCCUUUAACUGCCUGCAGACCCUUCCCCCGGAUUUCCUCUCCCAGGCGCACACUCUCAAGGAGCUUUACCUGCAGCACAACCAGCUGCGGGGGCUGCCCACUGAGUUCUUCAAGAACGCCUCCAGCCUGCUGCACCUGGUCCUGGACUGUGAGUGCGACGUGGUGGCGAGCGUCCUCAGCCACUGCAUGGGCAGCAGCCCCACCAACAGCACGGGGCCCGCCUGCCACUGCCACUCAGCGCAGGAGGGACCCGUCAACGUCACCGCGUUCUACAGGCAGGAAUGCCAGCCCCUGUGCGCGCUGCUCUGCGUGGCCCUCACCAGCUCAGUGCUGGCCGGGCUGCUGCUGGCCGGGGGCCUGGCUGUGGCCUUGCUCCUGCUCAGGAGGAAGAGACAGGCCUCCGCCAUCCACAGCAAGCGGGAAUCCACCACAUCUGUCGCCCGCGGCCAGCCGCGCUACAUCAGCCGCAACGCAGAGCCGGGCCCCGGCCAGGCCAGCAACUAUGAGAACGUCUUCAUUGGCCAGCCAGGAGGGCAAUACGAGUGUCUGGAGAGAAAGGGACCGCAGUACAGAGCCCAGCAGCUGGCGGACGAGGAGUGUUACAUGGAGAGCGACACCGGCCACGGAGACCAGCCCAUUUACGCCAACACCCAGCAGCUGUACAGCAGCAGCGUCCCCGCACCCAGUGACGGCGAGGAUGUGUACAUCAUGCCGGACAAAUGAGCCCUCCACCCACCCGCCUGGAGGCACCCCAGCCCCUGCUGUCUCUGGGGAGCGGGCUCGGGCAGCGGGGGGGCUUGGGUGCCACAGUCCCACAUUCAGCAGCUGUGACCAUGUGUCACUCCCCAGGGAGGGGACUGCUGGGGUUCCCAAUUAAAGCAAAAUCCCCUGGCAGUUGCUUCCCACCCUGGGUAUUACCCUGCAGCCAUGACCCAAUUCAGCCCCAUGGGAAUGCAGACAGCUCAGGUUUCCCCUGGGGGUGGGGAGAGGGCUGGAAUUUCCCCUCCCCCUACAGAGGGAGAGCUCCUCAUGGGGUAGGGGAAGGGGAUCCUACCCCUGCAUCAGUCUGCAAAUUCCUUCAGAAAUAGCUCCCAUUUCUCCUGCCAAAGUGCCUGGUUCUGCGCCAGGCUGGCUGAGCCCCUGCUGGGACCCAAACACCAGCAAUUUGGCCUCCAUGGGGUUUCCUCUGCACCUGGGAACUGCCGGGGGGAGACACUUAUGGAGGGGAGACAGCACAUGGCCACCCCACGGAGCAUCCAGCCACUUGUGCAGUGUUUGGGGGCUCAUUAAGUAGCCCAGUGGACCCCUCAAGGGAGGGCAAAAGGGACAUGGCAGGACAGAGCCGAUUCCCAGAGGAAGUGGGGCCUCACUGGAAAGGAGGGAGCCGGAGCGCUGGGGCUCCAGGAAUCGAGGGAGAUGGGCCCAGAGCAGGGCUCAAGGCAGCCAGGCCAUGGUGUGUCGGGGGAACCUGGGGUGGGGGACCCGCCUGCUUUUGCUGUCUGCACCAAGCUCAAUAAAGAGACUGUAGCCACGA